AAAAGUUUGCAUGCCCCACCUCCCUGCAUGCUGCCUUAUAGGGUGGCAGCCCCACAGGGCAGAUGUCUGAGAAGACACAGAAGCCCUGCUUUGCUGUCCAUCCUACAGGCCAUGGCAGCCCUGGCAGCAGGAGUAUCCAAGCAACGCGCAGCUGCUGAGGGUCUUGGCUCUAACCAGAAUGCUGUGAAGUAUUUGGGCCAAGACUUUGAGACCCUGAGAAAACAAUGCUUGAGCUCAGGGGUCCUAUUUAAAGAUCCAGAGUUCCCAGCAUGUCCAUCAGCUUUGGGCUACAGGGAUCUGGGGCCCAGCUCUCCCCAAACUCAAGGCAUCAUAUGGAAACGACCCACGGAAUUGUGUUCCAACCCUCAGUUUAUUGUUGGUGGAGCCACACGCACAGACAUCUGCCAAGGGGGUCUAGGUGACUGUUGGCUUCUGGCAGCCAUUGCCUCCCUCACCUUGAAUGAAAAGCUGCUUUACCGAGUGGUCCCCCCAGACCAGAGCUUCCAGAAGAACUACGCAGGCAUUUUUCAUUUCCAGUUCUGGCAGUAUGGAGAGUGGGUGGAUGUGGUCAUUGACGACAGACUCCCCACCAAGAAUGGACAGCUGCUCUUUCUGCACUCAGAAGAAGGCAGUGAAUUCUGGAGCGCUCUGCUGGAGAAAGCCUAUGCCAAGCUCAAUGGUUCCUAUGAGGCUCUUGCUGGAGGCUCCACAAUUGAGGGAUUUGAAGAUUUCACAGGUGGCAUCUCUGAGUUUUAUGACUUGAGGAAGCCUCCAGGCGCUCUGUACCACAUCAUCAGGAAAGCCCUCCGAGCUGGCUCUCUGUUGGGUUGUUCCAUUGAUGUCUCAAGUGCAGCCGAAGCGGAAGCUACCACCAAGCAAAAGCUGGUUAAGGGUCAUGCAUACUCUGUUACUGGAGUCGAAGAGGUGGAUUUCCGUGGCCGCCCAGAGAAGCUGAUCAGACUGAGGAACCCAUGGGGUGAAGUGGAAUGGUCAGGAGCCUGGAGUGAUGCUGCACCUGAGUGGAAUCACAUAGAUCCCCGGAAGAAGGAAGAGCUGGACAAGACAGCAGAGGAUGGAGAGUUCUGGAUGUCCUUUUCAGACUUCUUGAAGCAGUUCUCUCGACUGGAGAUAUGCAACCUGUCCCCAGACUCUCUGAGCAGUGACGAGAUCCACAAAUGGAACCUGGUGCUCUUCAAUGGCCGCUGGACACGAGGCUCUACAGCAGGGGGCUGCCAGAACUACCCAGCCACUUACUGGACCAACCCCCAGUUCAAAAUCCAUCUGGACGAGGUGGAUGAGGACCAGGAGGAGGGCACCAGUGAAUCCUGCUGUACUGUGCUGCUGGGUCUGAUGCAGAAGAAUCGCAGAUGGCAAAAGAGGAUCGGCCAGGGCAUGCUCAGCAUAGGUUUUGCUAUCUACCAGAUUCCCAAGGAGCUGGAGAGUCACACGGAGGCACACCUGGGCCCGGACUUCUUCCAGGGCCACCAGCCCUCUGCCCACUCCAGCACCUACAUGAACCUUCGGGAAGUGUCCAGCCGGGUCCGACUACCCCCAGGACAGUACCUGGUGGUGCCAUCCACCUUUGAGCCCUUCAAGGAUGGUGAAUUCUGCUUGAGGGUGUUCUCAGAGACGAAGGCCAAGGCUCUGGAAAUUGGGGAUGCUGUAGCUGGAAACCCUCAGGAGCCGCAUCCAUGUGACAUGGACCCAGAAGAUGAGCAUUUCCAGAGCCUGUUUGAGGAGUUUGCAGGCAAGGAUUCUGAGAUCGGUGCUAAUCAACUCAAGAGAGUUCUGAAUGGAGUGUUUUCCACAGGAACAGGCAUGAAAUUUGAUGGAUUCAACAUCAACACUUGCAGAGAAAUGAUCAGCCUGCUGGAUAGUGAUGGGACUGGAACCCUGAGACCUGAGGAGCUCAAGACACUCUGGCUGAAAAUUCACAAGUAUCUGGAGAUCUUCCAGGAAAUAGACCACGACCAUGUAGGGACCAUUGAUGUCUAUGAGAUGAGAACAGCUCUCAAGAAAGCAGGUUUCACUCUCAACAACCAGGUACAGGAGACUAUUGCCAUGAGGUAUGCGUGCAGCAAGUUUGGCAUUGACUUUGAUGGUUUUGUGGCUUGUGUGAUUCGCCUGGAGAACCUGUUCAAACUGUUCAGGCUUUUGGAUAAGGACCAGAAUGGCACUGUCCAGCUCUCUCGGGCUGAGUGGCUGUGCUGUGUGCUGGUCUGACCUGGUGUUUAGGACAUCAACAACUUCCCUGCCUUCCUCUUGUCUCUUUGCAAUCUUAUGAACACAGAUCCUCAAGUGACAUUUUCUGAUUGUUGUAUUGUUCCAGAUAAUCACUGUUCCCGAGACACUGGUCUGUUUCAACAGAGCAGGUGGGGAGCCCUGGAUCUCUCAACAGCAUGGAACUAUGAGCUGUUUGAGCUGAUCUCAGGGCCCAGUGGAAGGAAAUCAAUCAAUUGAAGUUAUGGGCCAGAACGGAUUCUGCUGUCCUCUAGAGAUGAGGAAUGAUGGGCAACCUAGGCUUUACCUGUGAUGGGAAAAGAUAUGACUCUAAGCUACCAGGAGGCUGAAAAGAUGGAUGCUUUCUUGGAGGGGAGACCUGCUGGAAACAGGGCUACUUCUGAGGGCCCGAGGGGAAAGAGGCAGCAAUUUAGCUAUGCUAAGAAAGAGCACAGGCCUUUCUAGAGAAAGUGUGUCACUCUGGGUAGGCUUUGAGAGCUUAAACUGUGCUUGUGGUUCAA
Molecule: messenger RNA, 2741 nt
Organism: Phodopus roborovskii (desert hamster)
Lineage: Eukaryota; Metazoa; Chordata; Mammalia; Rodentia; Cricetidae
Gene: Capn8
Product: calpain 8
Exons: 21
Coding region: 28-2223 (731 amino acids)
Biological process (GO): proteolysis
Cellular component (GO): cytoplasm
Molecular function (GO): calcium ion binding; calcium-dependent cysteine-type endopeptidase activity
Source: RefSeq, a predicted model, not a curated record